Molecule: messenger RNA, 1357 nt
Organism: Saimiri boliviensis boliviensis (Bolivian squirrel monkey)
Lineage: Eukaryota; Metazoa; Chordata; Mammalia; Primates; Cebidae
Gene: GLTP
Product: glycolipid transfer protein
Biological process (GO): intermembrane lipid transfer; ceramide transport
Cellular component (GO): cytoplasm; cytosol; membrane
Molecular function (GO): ceramide 1-phosphate transfer activity; ceramide 1-phosphate binding
Source: RefSeq, a predicted model, not a curated record
UUGGCCGGCGGGCGGCGCUGAGCGCUCGGCUACUGGGGCGCAGCGCGGGCGGAAGUGGCGACGCUGGCGUCCCCGGAGCCUGCGGCGGGAGGCUGUGACGGCCCCGGCGCUGACGGCGGCGGCCCGGGGGGCGGCGUGGACGCCCGCGGCGCCGGCUGGGGCAUCACCGCGGGCCUCGACCCCGAAAUGGCGCUGCUGGCCGAACACCUGCUGAAGCCGCUGCCCGCGGACAAGCAGAUCGAGACCGGGCCCUUCCUCGAGGCGGUGUCCCACCUGCCGCCCUUCUUCGAUUGCCUUGGGUCCCCAGUAUUUACUCCCAUUAAGGCAGACAUAAGCGGCAACAUCACGAAAAUCAAAGCGGUGUAUGACACCAACCCAGCCAAGUUCCGGACCCUGCAGAACAUCCUGGAGGUGGAGAAAGAAAUGUACGGAGCAGAGUGGCCCAAAGUAGGGGCCACACUGGCGCUGAUGUGGCUGAAAAGGGGCCUCCGUUUCAUCCAGGUCUUCCUCCAGAGCAUCUGCGACGGGGAGCGGGACGAGAACCACCCCAACCUCAUCCGUGUCAACGCCACCAAGGCCUAUGAGAUGGCCCUCAAGAAGUACCACGGCUGGAUCGUGCAGAAGAUCUUCCAGGCAGCACUGUAUGCAGCCCCCUAUAAGUCCGACUUCCUGAAAGCACUCUCCAAGGGGCAGAAUGUGACAGAGGAGGAGUGCCUGGAGAAGAUCCGCCUCUUCCUGGUCAACUACACGGCCACCAUCGAUGUCAUCUACGAGAUGUACACCCAGAUGAACGCGGAGCUUAACUACAAGGUGUAGUCAUGCCGACUGCUGGGCACGCCCCCGCCUUGAGGCCGCACGGAGAAACAGGCAAACCAGAAUCACUGUGAAUCAAGUCAGCGGCUGCCCCUGGCGUGCGGCUGCCCCUGGCGUGCGUCCCCCAGAGCAGCCCAGGGUCCUGCCAGAGUCUGCAGGGGCAGCCCUCAUUUUUUAAAAGUAUUUUUUUGUUUUGGUCUAUUCUAAAGGACCAGUAAAUAAUGAUCUUACUUCCAAAUCUCCUUGGAAUUUCACGACAGCACAGACUGACUUAUGCCUUCAUUUCAGUGUGGUGAAAAUCGAUUAACGCUUCUAAUGAAUCAAGUCCUAGGGUUUUUUGGUUUUGUUUUGUCGCCAAUGAGGAACACAACUCUGGGGGAGUGAUGUCAUCCACCUCACUUUAAAAAUAAGCACAUGAUGGCCGGGCGCGGUGGCUCACGCCUGUAAUCCCAGCACUUUGGGAGGCAGAGGCGGGCGGAUCACCUGAGGUCUGGAGUUCGAGACCAGCCUGACCAACAUGGUAAAACCCUGUCUCUACUAAAAA